GCAGAGGGUCAAAAGUCUCUGAUGCGCUUCUUCCGCGUUGAGAAAUCCAAAGAAGUCAGAUUAGAACGACAGACGAGUUUCACUUAUAAAUAUAAAUCGGCAGAAAGGAAACAUCAGGAAAGUGGUAUAAUGUCAGCUGUGGGCCCCCUGCUGAGCUGCUGACUGUCACCUCCAGCUUCAUCCUCAUCUUCAUCAUGUCUGUGGGCGACAACCCUCACCUGCUGCUGGGCAGGAUCCGCUUCCUGAACCGCUGCAUCGAGUGCUUCAAGAGGAGCGAGGCGGUGCCGCAGUGUCUGUGUUUUGUUCCCAGAGAAGUCUGCUACAAGAUCUGCAAGGAUUCAUCCUCCUCUUCCUCCGGACCAUCCACAGGAGGAACUUCAGGAGGAGUCUCCACGGUGGGGAAGACGCUCGUGCCCGUGUUUGACAGCCCACACCAGACCCCAAACAUCAAGAAGCUAUGCAAGUACUACAUAGAGCCAAAGAAAGGGACCUGCAUCCGGACCACAGGGGAGGAGUUCUGCAACAGCCAGGGUCUGUGGGUGAAAAUCAGCAAGGAGCAGCUGGAGGAGCACCGUCCGGGCCAGGAGCUGGAGGAGGGCUGGAUCCUGGUGUGCAAACACACGGAGGGGGGGGACAGGCUGGUGCCGGUGGAGUCUCCGGAGACCAUCAGCCGACAGCAGCAGCUCUUCGGAUACGACCACAAGCCCUGCAACCGCUGGGAGCAGGUGGUGGGGGUGGAGAACGCCCUGCACAUCGGCUCCAAGCCCAAGAUCGCCGAGUGUGAUGAUUCUGCCGUCCAGAAGCUGAGGUUUGUUCCUCCCACCUGGUCAUACGAGUGUGACGAGGACCUGGUGCACUACUUCUACGACCACAUAGGGAAGGAGGAUGAGAACCUGGGCAGUGUGAAGCAGUGCGUCACCAGCAUCGAUGUUUCUUCAUGUUCGGAGGAUCCCAGCGGGGGGGCGAGCUACCUGACGGACGGCGACCCUGAGACGUUCUGGGAGAGCGACGGCAUGCAGGGCCAGCACUGGAUCCGCCUGCACAUGAGGAGAGGCACCGUGGUGAAUAAGCUGAUAUUGACGGUGGACUCCACAGAUGAUAACUACAUGCCCAAAAGAGUCACAGUGUACGGAGGAGAGGGAGACAACCUGAAGAAGCUCAGUGACGUCACCAUAGACGACAACCUGAUUGGAGAGGUGUGUGUGCUGGAGGAUAUGACGGCUCACCUGCCUGUGAUUGAGGUUCGGAUUGAGGAAUGUAGAGUUUCUGAUCCUGCAGAUGAGGGCAUAGAUGUCCGGAUCCGAGGCUUGAAGAUUAAAUCGUCCUGUGAGAGAGACCUGGGUCUGAACGCAGAUGUUUUCCAGUCCUCCAACCUGGUGCGCUACCCCCGCCUGCAGGGCAACACGCCCGACGUCCUGUACCGCAGAGCACUCGUCAUACAGAGGUUCAUCUGUCUGCUGGACAGCGUGCUCCCACACCUGGUUCCCGCCUGGGAUUACAGUCUGGGAACUUUCAACCAGAUCAAAAGCAUAAAGCAGUUCCUGCUGUUGUCCAAGCGGCGCUCGGCGCUCAUCACUCAGUGCCUGAAGGACUCGGAGACCAGCAAGCCCAACUUCAUGCCCCGACUCUACAUCAACCGCCGGCUGGCCAUGGAGCACCGAGACAACCCCUCUCUGGACCCCAGCUGCAAGAACGCUGUGCUCAAUCAGGUGUAUGAAGGCCUCAAGCCAUCUGACAAAUUUGAGAAGACUUUGGAUUACAGAUGGCCGGCGCGGUACGACCAGUGGUGGGAGUGUAAGUUCAUCGCCGAGGGGAUCAUCGAUCAGGGAGGAGGGUUUCGGGACAGCCUGGCUGACAUGUCGGAGGAACUCUGUCCCAGCUCAGCCGAGUGCGCCAUGCCGCUGCCCUUCUUCAGUCGCACGUCCAACCAGGGCUCCUUAGAAGCCAGAGAUUACUACGUCCCCAACCCGUCCUGUAGAGAGUUCAACAAGUACGAGUGGAUCGGCCAGCUGAUGGGAGCGGCCCUCAGAGGAAAAGACUUCCUGGUGUUGGCGCUGCCCGGGCUCGUGUGGAAGCAGCUGACCGGAGAGGCAGUCAGCUGGAACAAAGACUUCCCCGCUGUAGACUCUGUGCUGGUGAACCUGCUGGACGCCAUGGAGAACAUGGACCAGGAGACGUAUGAGUUCAGGUUUGGGGAGGAGCUGGUUUACACCACCCUGCUGAGCGACGGCCAGAUGGUGGAGCUCAUCCCCGGCGGCAGUAAUGUUGCCGUUGGUUACGAGGAACGCAGCGAGUUUGUCCGCCUGGUGCAGAAAGCUCGACUGGAGGAGAGCAGGCAGCAGAUCGCAGCCGUGCAGGCGGGGCUGCUGAAGGUCGUUCCUCAGGCCGUGCUGGACAUGCUCACCUGGCAGGAAGUGGAGAAGAAAGUGUGCGGAGACCCUGAGAUCACUGUGGAAGCCCUGAAACGACUCACACGCUAUGAGGACCUGGAAAUGAGUGACGUCAGAGUGCAGUACUUAUGGGACGCACUGACGAGCUUCACCAAUGAGGAUCGCAGCAGGUUUCUGAGGUUUGUAACCGGUAGAAGUCGUCUUCCUGCGCCGAUCUACGUCUUUCCUGAUAAAGGCAUGGAAACAACUGAUGCACUUCCACGCUCGUCCACUUGUUCCAGCACUCUGUAUUUACCCAACUACCCAAGUGCAAAGGUUUGUGAGGAGAAGCUGCGUUACGCUGCUUAUAACUGCGUGGCCAUCGACACCGACAUGAGCCCCUGGGAAGAGUGAUCGUCUCCUGCUGCUUACCUGAACAAACACUUUUCAAAUCACUGAUGAAUGAAGAAAAAUCACGCCAAUUGUAUCCACAUAUCGACACAACUGCCAAUUAAUCAUAGCUGUAUAUAAUAAAGAACUCUAUGGAAACAAUGAAA
Trematomus bernacchii (emerald rockcod) is the source of this 2926-nucleotide messenger RNA. It is a transcript of the gene hectd3, whose product is annotated as HECT domain containing 3. Bases 195 to 2783 code for a protein of 862 amino acids. Lineage: Eukaryota; Metazoa; Chordata; Actinopteri; Perciformes; Nototheniidae. Gene Ontology annotation, molecular function: ubiquitin-protein transferase activity. The record is from RefSeq and is a predicted model, not a curated record. The transcript is spliced from 20 exons.